This is a messenger RNA of Rhopilema esculentum, 3745 nucleotides long. RefSeq lists its product as uncharacterized. Gene Ontology annotation, biological process: meiotic spindle midzone assembly; mitotic cytokinesis; metaphase chromosome alignment. Gene Ontology annotation, cellular component: chromosome passenger complex; midbody; kinetochore. The record is from RefSeq and is a predicted model, not a curated record. Lineage: Eukaryota; Metazoa; Cnidaria; Scyphozoa; Rhizostomeae; Rhizostomatidae.
UAUUUGCAGUAACAUGUUUUGGCGGCCUACAGGAAACCUGAAUCGCUGUAACUGCUAGUGUUGGUGCUUUUGAAAUACCUUUCCAUCAUAUGGAUAUUGUUGAAUAUCAUUUUCUUGUUGUGGUGUAAAAACCUAAAAAGUAUAAUUAUGGCUCGGAAAAGUAAUCUUCUUCACGAAGUUUUCCAAAAGUCGUGGAAGCUGCAAGAAGAACAACUUGGGAAAAUUCUGAGUCAAGCGGGAUCAUUUCAUGACUGGUUGCAACCUAUUGUCCCUGCUGCAAAAGAAGCCAUUCAUAGCAAUGUGGCUUGUAGCUUGCCAGGGGCUCCCAGUGUGAAGAGACAUAAACUAAAUGAACCUGAGCCAGAUCAAUGUGAUGAAAUUUUUUCUAAUGAAGAGAAUGAGAUCUCUGAUGAUAAACAGUGUAAGCUCACAGAAGCAAAAAGGCCAAGAAAGCUCAGAAGAAGCACUAAGGGUUCCAAGCCCUCUGUGUCUAGGUCAAGGACUUCAAAACGAUCAUCUACAAAAGCAAAAGCUGUGGCAGUCAAAUCAGCCUCAAGAGUUACCAGGUCUGCAGCCAAAGAUACAACUUUAAAUGAAAGCACCAUAUUUAUAGAGUCUAGCUUACAUAGUAUACAUGAGGCUGGAUCAAGUGAUGGUCAUUCAGAUGAUCUUCAGUCAAACACAACAAAGUCAUUCAUAGAACAUGAAGCAGACUUCUGCUUGAGUGGCAACAAAAAGUCAGACUCUACAAAUUUUAACAAAGAAGUUCCAAGUUCAAUGAAAAACUCAGAUGAUUCAGUUAUACCAAGAAAUUCAAUACAGAUUGUGGCUAGUAAAGAAGCUAUCAUUGAAGAAAAGGAUGCUGCACAUAGUUCCAAGGAAAUGUUGUCAGGAAAUGAGAUAAUAAGGGAUGUUGAUAUGGUGGAUGAUGCAAACCAACAGACAAAUCAAUGCAAGGUCAGGUUAGAAAGACUAAGUGCUGCUGAAAUUGAAAAUAAAUGCGAAACUGAACAAGAUCAUGUAGGAGUCAACAAUUGCGAGAACAUGUCAAAUCAAGAAACAGAAAAGCUAAUGGCUCUUGAAAAGCAAACAAUUGUUUGCGAAUCUCCAAGCAAUCUUGUACCAGGGGUACAAAUAGCAAAAAUUAAAGAAAGAUUAUUUGAAAAAAUAAAAGUGCCGGCAUCAAGUACACCCAAAGCUCAAAGUCCAAGAAGAGGGAGAAGUCCUCUAAGAGGGGGUAACUGCAACCCAAGGAAGGAAAAUAGUCCUGCUUCUAAAGGAAGAAAAAUAGAAAAAGUAAUUGUAAGUGACCAGAUAGAUAACAGUGAGGAUGUUAUUGUUGAUGAAAAGAAGAUGGAGGUUUUCAUUUCUACUGACUGUGAUCCAAUCAAAGAAGUUGAAUCUAGUGAAAAUAAGGAUUCGAAUGGUGAAGAAUUUGACAAUGACUCAGAUGGUUGCUAUGAGAGAAAGGGACCCAAAAUAGUGAAGCCAGUAAAACCCAAAAACAUUGUUUCUGGGGUUCACUCGUUGAUACAAGCUGCAAACCAGAACAAUAAUGUGAUAAACCAGGCACCUUACACAAAGAAGGGAAACAUAGUUGUUGGAAUUACUUCCUUUAUCAAGUCUAACACAGAAACAAAAACGGAAACAGUUCAGGAAAGAAAAAAGCGCAUAGAAGAGGAAGUCCGAAAGCGUGAACAAGUCCGAAAAAAACUUGUCGAGCAGGCUGAACUCAGGAGGCAACAAGAAAUUGAUGAAAGAAAGAAACGACGGCAAGAGCGUGAACAGCGUGUUGCCGAAGCCCAGGCAAAGAAGGCACAGGAGGAUGUGGCUAAAAUCAAAAUUACACAAGAAAAACUUGAGCUGAUGAAGAAAAAAGAAGAGCGUGUCAGGAAGUAUAAAGAAAAAGAAGAAGAAAUGAAGCGUAAAAUGAGGGAGAGAAAAAUGGCUGAGGCAGAAGCAAAGCGGCGAAAUGAAGAACUUGAAAGGAAAGCCAAGUUAGCUGAGAAGGAAGAAGAGGAUAAGAAAAGGGCAGAGUUUUUGCAGAGAAAGCAGGAAUAUGAAGAGGUAGAGCGUAAAAAGAAAAUUGAAGAGCAGAAACGGUUGGAGGAGCAGCGACUUGAAUGCCAUCAACGCGACUUACAACUUCAAGAAGAAAGAAUUAGAAGAGAGAUAGAGGAGAGGGAGGCUCUGGUUAGGAAAAGACUGGAGGAGAAAGCUCAGAGAGAAAAGGAGGAGCGAGAGCUGAAAGAGCAGCAAGAAAAGAAGCGACUCGAGAAGGAAAGGCAAGAGAGAGAGGAACAAGAAAGUCUGAGAAAGGAAGCUGAGGAAUUAGAGAGAGCACGAAAAGAAGCUGAAGCUAAAUUGAAAAAGGAAAGGGAGCUGAAAGAAGCCAAGGAACAGGAAAUGAAAGAGCGCGAAGCUUACUAUAAGAAGAAAUUGGAGCAAAAGCAGCUUGGUGAAGUUAAAAGAACCUUUGAUAAAGCAGAGCUAGAUAUUAAAGAGUCAGUGAUGAAAUCGCCGGCUCAUCCAGCACCACAUCUUAAUAAGACAGCGCAGAAUCAAGUCCAGAAGGUUCAUUGUACUUCUUACAAGACGCCUACGUUGAAUAAAGUGAAAAGCAAAUUGCACAAGAAAAGGUCGCCGUCUCUUCAGUCGUAUGAUAUUGAAGAUUUAAAUGAAGAUGAUUCGACUGAUGAUGAAGAAGAUCCAGCCCAAAUGGUGCCUAGCUGGGCCAAAGGUGCGAAUCUCACGGAGUCCGUACGCCAACAGCAACGCAGUGACAUUGACCCUUACGAAAUAUUUGCCAACCUGCUUCAGCCACCAAAGUUAGAGGAAAUUUUCCCUAAAUUAAGAGCAAGGUUUUUCAAGCGUACCAGUAGUGCGUGCUGGGAUCAUCCACCAAGGCCGGCUAAAACGGUGCUGUAAAUAUGUGUACAAUUGAUUUUUGUAGCAGUUUUUAGACAUUUUAUAGAUACUAGCAUGAUUUGGUAGAGUAGUCAAGUUGGUAAAUACAAAAAGUAACCGAAGGUCUCCUGAAAGCAACACCCAACAUUCCACAUUGUAGGCGGAUUCUUUUGAAGCAAUAAAAUUCACAGGAGGAUAGGUAAUUUUACAGGGCGACUCUGUGGUCUGUCCUAGCCGUUAUAACCCUUUGACAAAUUUGAAGUUUUAAAUAUCACAGUAACUUUGAGAUCCAGUACUAAGAGUGCUGUAAUUUAGUUAUUUUCUACGGGCAGAUUAGAAAUUAGACGUUUCGGUGUGUUACGAUGACCAUGAAUAUUUUUGGUUUUUCAGUACUGUUUAAGAUUACUUAAAGGCAGUGUGUCGCGCUGUUCAUUGGCAAUUGUUUGUUGAAUUUCGAGGGUCCUCGAAUUUAGAGAAGCGUGACAAAUUGGUACAACUGGUCAAUAGCAACUAAGAGGCGUCCUUUGUUACGAAAUGAAAACUCACUGAAAUAUAAAUUGUGUUCUUUGUUUCGCCAAACCAAUGAACCGCGCGACGUACUGCCUUUAAGGCUUUCAAUACCAAGGCAAGGUACAAAGCUGAAAAACCUUGAAUCCUUUAAUUUCGACAAAUAUUUCCCACCAAAGUUGUAAAUAUUUAUAGUUUUUCUUGUUAACUCUCGUUGGAUCAUUUUGCAACAUCAUGCCUCCAGUCUCGUAGUUUUUAAAAGAAUAUGCGUUGAUAUGUACAUAAAUAUUCUUUCGUUUUUCAUUUUUCAUCUUUUUCUUCGCCAAUCAAA